Messenger RNA from Magallana angulata, 4074 nucleotides. Its product is annotated as ralA-binding protein 1-like. The transcript is spliced from 15 exons. The coding region runs from base 220 to 2709 and encodes 829 amino acids. Gene Ontology annotation, biological process: small GTPase-mediated signal transduction. Lineage: Eukaryota; Metazoa; Mollusca; Bivalvia; Ostreida; Ostreidae. Gene Ontology annotation, molecular function: GTPase activator activity; small GTPase binding. The record is from RefSeq and is a predicted model, not a curated record.
UUAAUGCGGAAUUAUAUAUAUCGUCCGUGUAAGGCUCCAUUAUUAGCGUGCGUUCAAUUUUUUCCGACUUGACUAUUUCCUCUACGGAAAAAGGAAAAUUUUAUGCAAAAUUCAUCGAAAGAAAAAUGCAUCGAGGUAGAAUGAUUUUAUUGUAAAGAAAUAGUAUGAAAAGGCGUUAAUAGGCUCAUCACAUUUUCCCCAAAAAAUUUGUGGCAAACAAUGAACCCGGACAGUUUAGAAGGCUCUGAAGAAGGGAAGAAGCGAGAUUUACUGGGAAAGAAACGCGACUCCAAGAAAGGGCAGAAGGAUCAGGGGUACGUCAAGUUCGACGAAGAGGACUCGGACACAUCUCAGCUCACCUUAGAUGAAGUCAAGAGUCCCUCUAAGGUGAAGAAAACCAAGUCGUUUUUCAAAAAGCAGAAACCAAAGGAAGAAAAGAAGGACAAAGAUGGAAAGAAAGAUGAAAAGGAAAAAGAAAAGGAAGUGAAGAAAGAAGAGAAAGAAGGAAAGAAACACAAAACAAAAGGAAAAAAGAAAUCCAAGCAUGAGCCUCCAGCUCCAGCCGAACCAGAAGAAGCCACUAAGCCUAUUUUUGGUGUGCCCCUCUCUGUGGCUGUGGAGCGGAGUCCAAGUCAUGAUGGAAUCGAUUUGCCGCGACUAUUCAGGGAGUGUGUGGACUAUAUAGAAGAGCACGGUCUAUCGUGUGAGGGGAUCUACCGGAUCUCGGGGGUCAAGUCUAAGAUUCAAAUGCUGAAGGACUGCUACAACAGGGGGGCACCUGUCUACCUGGAGGAGCACGAACCCAACAUCAUCGCGAGUCUACUCAAACAGUUCCUGAGGGAGCUCCCCGAGCCAGUGCUGACCAAGGCACUGAUGGGCAAGUUUGAGGAGGCAUCAGUGGUGCGUGGUGAGAUAGCGAGAUGUGAUACGUUCAGGCGACUGAUCAAUGAACUCCCGACCUGUAACCGACUACUUCUGUCCUGGAUGAUUGUGCACAUGACACAUGUAAUACAAAGGGAGAAAGAGAACAAGAUGAGUCUACAGAACGUGUCCAUUGUUCUGAGUCCCACCAUGCAGAUCUCGCACCGAGUCCUCAAUGUUCUGUUCCAGUCCUCCAGUAAACUCUUCUCAGACGUCGAGAUCAAAAAAUAUAAACCCCCGAUCAAGCCCACGACAUCUCGCUGGUCCCUGGAACUCCCAGAAUCCCUUGCUCUGAUGGAGGAGGAGCUACACAAACAGGAAUCUCUACUGAACGCGCUGCACGCUGAGAUCAAUGCUGGAUCUACAGACCAGGAGAAGGAAGAACUACUGUGGGAGGUCCAACGUAUCGUCACCCAACUCAAACGGAAGAUAAAACAGAAACAGAAAGAAACAACAGAGAAAAAACAAACAAGAGAAUCAAGGCCCCCAACUCUAGCAGAGGAGGAGGAGCUAAAGCUAGAUCUACAGGUGCCAGUCAAACAACAUGCCCCGCCCCCUCCCCAACAGGCGCCAAUCACACAGCAAGAGGCUCCGCCCACAACAGAAACAGCCAAUCAAGAUGUGGCUGAUACACAGGUCAUUCCACAAGGCCCAGAGGUCAAGAUGAAGGAAUCAGUGGAGACUGUGGGGACAGCAAGUGAUGGGGGAGCAGGGAUGGAGUCACAGAUUGCAACAGCCAAUCAGGAGGAAGAAUCUACAGCUCAGACUGACCAGCGUAAGGAUGGAGAGGAGAAGAUGGAAACCAUCACGCAGAGAGUAGAGGACUCUGUGGACUCGGGAGACGUAACAGCAGAAGUGACUGAGGACCCACAGAAACUGGACUCUGCUUUAGGGGUUCAAAUUGAGGAGAAAAUUCCUGAGACCAAAACAACUCCAAUACUGGAGGUGGAUGUGAUACCCACAGACCAGGAUGAUGGGGAAAAGGAGGAAACAGUUAGAGAAAAUGAAGAUAAAAAAGAGGGACAGGUUAACAAAGACUCGGGACCUGAGCCAAGUGGAGUACAGGACAAAACAGCUGCAGGGGUCAAGGAGGAGGGAGACUCCUCGGAUGACCAGUUUGAGAACACGGCAGAGGAAAUUCUGGAGGCAGAGAGGGGCGUGGCCCACACUUGGACAGAUGACAGUGAAGCAUGUGUGACAGAUCAGGAGGAAACUAGGUCAGAGGUCAAAAAAGUUCAUCAGGUAAAGGAGGUUAGGGAAAAGAUAGAGGAGUCCGGAAUGGAGGAAGUGGAGGCGGGUGAAGACGAGGCGGACGGAGAACCAAGACACGGGGACCAGUCACAGAAUGAGGAGUUUGAGAAUGAUGGAGAGUUUGCCUAUGAUGAUGAAAUGAUGACUCUGUUGGAUGAAGAACAAGCACUUAUUCUGGAGGAGGAGGAGCUUUUGGCUAUAGAGAGAGAACUGAGAACAAAGAUAGACACAGAGAAACAUGAGAUAGAGAGAUUAAACCAGGAACUGGAUGAGCUCAAAUAUCUAAGACAGGACUCAGAUGUUGAGGAAUACAGCUCCGAGUCAGACAGCAGCUAUGAGAGUGAGGACGAGGAGGACCUACAGGAGAUCCUCAAACAGCUGAUAGCUAAGAACGAGGACCAGGAGAGAAAGAAUGCGGAGUUGUGUAGUAAAAUCCAUGAAGAGAGGAUGAUUUGUCUGGAUGUCAAGGUUCAGAUCCGGAUGAUACAACAGAAACAGUUGGAGAGCUCUCUUAGUAUACAGGCAAUCCUUGGAUAACAUCACAAUAACACAACAAUUACAUAAAGACAACAAAACAACAGCCAAAGAAUUCUUUCAGCAUUCAGGCAAUUCUUUGACAACAACACCACACAUCAACAGUUAUACAACAACAGCAUCUGGAGAGAGCUCUCUCUCAGCGUUAAGAUUAUUUAUUAUUCGAAUGAAAACAGACAAUUCAUAUCUUUAUUGAUAGAAUAUAUAGUAAACUGUAUUUACAUCAAUGAUAGUAUUCAUGUAACAGUGUAUUACUGUCACAUGUAAUUAUUGUUAAUACUUUAGUUAUUGGCCCUGACAUGUAUCCAUUUAUAUUUAGGCUGCUUAGGGUGUAAUGGAUUCUGCAUCCUGCCCUAAGUUUUGACUUAGGUAGAUUUUCUGAUACUGUGGUUUCAUUAAUAUUCAAGGGUAUCAAUUUUCGUGGAUAAAGUGAAAAUCACAGUUUCAAGGAUAUGUAAAUUCGUGGCCAAUGACCCCAUCAAUAGAAAAUAUUAAUAGAAAUUGCAUUUCAAUGAACAUUUAAUUUCAUGGAUCAACUUAAAAACGAAAUCCACGAAAAUUGGUAUUCAACGAAUAUUGAUGAAACCAUAGUAUUAGUUAUUCUUUGUACACUCAGAGAAUGUGUUGCAACAGAUGUAAAUAACAUUAGUAAAGGAUCUAACUUAUAGAUGAUUGUUGAUAAUUUUUAAGUUCGUCAGGACUUGAAUUAUUAAAUGAAUAUUCCUUGGAAAUGUUGGAAAUCUGCAAUUUGAAAGUAAUAACUGUUAGCAAAUGUGUGAGCAUAGGUGUAUGUUUUGAAGAUGAAAUAGGCAAAAAAUGUGAACAGUGAAAAACACCUUUGACUGUUUUCAACAGCACUAGUUAUUCCAGGUAUCAGAUGUUAGUACAUUGUACUUGUAAGAAGUUGUGUCAAAUCUGGCAUUUCAGAUGUGUUACUUUUAUAUAAAACCGAUUAAACGCUGACGCAAGGAAUGGCAGAUCCUGUGAGGUUGUUUGGAGUACAGCUGACCUUUAAUACCUUAUCUCUCUGCCAAUGAUAUUCUGUAUAUUGUAUCUCCGAGUUUGAAUACGAUUCCUAAUGAUCACAAGAAGCUGUAGAUAAUUGAAUUAAGUUCAGAUAGAUAAUUGAAUUAAGUUCAGAUUAGACACAAUAAGUCCUAAGAUGCCUAGAUAUUUCAUGUCUUAUGAUCACUAGUACAUGCCCUUAAUGUGAUUGAGUUGAGAGUAGAUAUAGUAUUGACUGUUUAUGAUGUGUAUUAUAUGUAUCUUGUUAUUACCUGCAUGUUGUAUUGACUGUUUAUGAUUUGUAUUAUGUGUAUCUUGUUAUUACCUGCAUGUUGUGCAAUAAACUUGUGUAUAUCAUUGUUA